Messenger RNA from Staurois parvus, 236 nucleotides. The record is from the annotation of a GenBank genome assembly. NCBI's taxonomy places the organism in Eukaryota, Metazoa, Chordata, Amphibia, Anura, Ranidae.
UGAUGGAUAUAGAAAAAAUCCCACUGGAUUGUUCAGAAGGCACUGGAAGACUGAGGAGCAGGGGCGGACUGACAACACAUGGGGCCCCCGGGCAAUAGGGGAUCAUGGGGCCCCUGUGUCCUUUCCCAAACUCAAAAAAGCCUAUGAAAAAGGUACCAGGGGCAUCUCAUGGGGCCCCCUACUGACCCCGGGCCCUCAGGCAGUGCCAGAGUUUUCAAAUGGUCAGUCCGCCCCUG